GUGGCGAGUGAGGCCUCAUGGUCGGAGCAUGCUAUGUGCUAGAGCGCUGAGGCAGUGGGAGAUCAGACCCACGUCUGCUCUGCGGGGGAUCAGGCGCUCCAGGGCCCUCAUGUGGCUCCGGAUACAGGGACUGGUCCGGGCCCUCCGGCAGGGUGGGAGAUACCCAGUGAACUACAAUGACCCGGCAGCAGAGGAACAGGAGAUGGUUUGCCUUGAGCCCAUGGGAUCAGAGCGGAUGGAGAUGCGAAAGAGGCAGAUGUCGGUGCAGCAGGAGUCGGCAGCGGGAGAAACUGCACCAUCCCAGCAGGACCAGCAGGACCAGCCGGGCCAGCCGGGCCAGCCGGGCCAGGCUAACCCACGGGGAUCAAAUGCAUGUUGCUUCUGCUGGUGCUGCUGCUGUAGCUGCUCCUGGAAUGAAGACCGGGAUGAAAGGAACCGAAAGGCUUCUUAUGACGUCAAGGAGGGGACCUCAGACUGUGAAGACUGCCCGAUGCCCACGCUGGAGGAGGUGCACUCGUGGGGGCAGUCCUUCGAUAAGCUAAUGUGUUGCCCAGCGGGGAGGAACUCCUUCCGACAGUUUCUUCGCACCGAGUUCAGCGAGGAGAACAUGCUCUUCUGGUUAGCCUGCGAGGAGUUCAGCAAAGAUGCCAAUAAGACCCCAGUAGAGGAGAGAGCUCGGGUCAUCUAUGAGGACUACAUCUCCAUCCUUUCGCCUAAAGAGGUGAGCCUUGACUCCCGUGUGCGUGAAACGAUCAACAGGAACAUACAGGAACCCAACUUGCAAACCUUUGAAGACGCCCAGGUGCAGAUCUACACACUAAUGCAAAGAGACUCGUAUCCUCGCUACAUGAACUCCUCAGCCUACAAAAACCUGCUCAACACUCUGUCAGAGCAGUCCCCCGAAUCUUAGGGUGGUGAUGACCUGUGAUAUUUUAACUCUCUUUACCCCCCUCCCCCCCCAUUCCCCCCUAUCCUUAUCCCCCUUUUUUUCAAAUGUUUCUUUGUAUGUUCAGUGUAGGAUUACAUGAACCGGGCCUCGGGCCUGGCCCCUCCCAGGGAACUCAGCGCUAUUGUGAUCUGCACCUGACCGACGACACUCAGGUCUCAAAAUCUCCCGAGGGCUCGACAUCACAAGUACUGCUACAGAUCAACAUAGCAAAACACUCCAAAGGAAUAUGAAUACAUUUUGUUUCCGUUUUCUUUUUCUUUCUUUUGAUAGAAAUAAUCUAUUUUAUUUGUGUUCAGAGUUUUUUAUGGUCUGUUGUUUUUUUGUAUGAUUGUUUUGGGGGGAAAAUGAUUCCUACUGUAGACUAUAUAUUUAUGAGUUUGUAAAUAGUAAAAAUUGAAUUGUGGGUACUUUAUGUAGAGACGCCUGGUUCUAUUUACUGCGUAUGAAAAUCAAAGCUCAAGUCAAAGGCUACGUGUUAGCUCUACUUGCAGGCAGCUUUGUGGGGUAUUAAUGAUUUUACCUUUGGUUUUACCCUGUUUUGUUACCUAACCUCACACUUUGGUACCUGUGACAGCGACUUGGCAACUCCAGUUAGUGUAGAAAGUGUGUGUGGUUGAAACUGCCGUAACAGAAAGGGACGAUAGCUCUUGUCACGUGUGCAACUUAUAUUCUCAAGAAACUCAAAUUAAUGAUAGAAGAGUAUUUAUAAAGUAUUAUCUCAGUGCACCUCAUAUAUUUAAUUUAGUUUUACCAGUGUGAACCUAAGCAAUUCUAUUUACCAGAUAAAGUAUUUUUUAUUUAUUGAUAUUUAUUGCCAAUACAGAAAAAUGACAAGUACAGAUUAUAUUGAAGCUCUCUGGUGAAGUCAACGAUAGUGUUGAGCUAUUAUUUUAUCGGUCUGUAAUUGCCUAAUGAUUUAUAGCACGUUUCAGUCAUUUUCUUGAAAGAAUUGCCCCAAUUUGUACCAAAUUGAUUAUUAAUUUAUGAUAUGGUUGGAAACUUGUAAUUUGCUUGAUACAGUUGGAUUGAAGGAUAUGUUCACUAAAUGUAAAGCUACAAUAAGAGACUGCUCAGAAUAAAGACUCAAUACAGGGGUAACAGCUAGCAUUGCUCUGUCUAAAGGUAACACAAUCUGCCUAUCUUUAUAACAUAUCUUUGUUUCCCCUUUCCAGUCUUAUUUAUUGCACAGACAUCAGAGUGGUAUUUACUUUUCUAAAAAAGCAAAUAAGCACAUUUCUUACAAAUAACAGCUUAAAUUCUACAUAUCUGUACAUUUGUAUAUUUUUUCUGGAUUGACAUAUUUAGCUGACAAUUGUCUGAAGUCAUCCAUUGGAAGUCUAACACCUACUCUAUGUUACCUAUAAGAGUAUACAUAGUUCAUUAUAGGAUUUAAAAAAAA
Trematomus bernacchii (emerald rockcod) is the source of this 2348-nucleotide messenger RNA. RefSeq names its product regulator of G protein signaling 20 (gene rgs20). The transcript has 5 exons. The record is from RefSeq and is a predicted model, not a curated record. NCBI's taxonomy places the organism in Eukaryota, Metazoa, Chordata, Actinopteri, Perciformes, Nototheniidae. The coding region runs from base 29 to 910 and encodes 293 amino acids.